AGGCCCAUGUGACAGGAUAUUCUUAUAUCAUUUAGAAGCCACAACAAUCAUCGUGCUUUUAAGUCUUUUAAACGUUAAAGAACUGAACUGGAACUCCAGUGUGUUUAAAUAGGACUUCAGUAACCAAAGGAUUUAAAUCUGCAGUGUUUCCUUAAAGCUUUGGAAGAAUAAUAAGAUGGCUAUGAUGAUAUCUUCCAUUCUACUUAUACUUCUGAUGGUAAUCUUGCCGACUCUUCAGCAGGAAUCCAACUCGUUUUUAAUCUACAAUGAAGACCACAAGAAAUGUUUACAAGCUCAGAGCAAAAUCAUCAAGGUUGCAGAUUGUUUGCCUAACAACAAUGCACAAAAAUUCAGAUGGAUCUCGAAACACCAGCUGAUAAAUGUGGCAGUGCCACAGUGCCUGGGGGUGUCCGGCAAAAGUGAAAACAGCCCAGUCAGCCUGUCACCAUGCAAUGGCACUAAUGAGCUCCAGAAAUGGGAGUGUAAGAAUGACACUUUAUUCGGAAUCGUAGGGGACGAUCUUCACUUGAACUUUGGCAAUACAGAUGAAAAAGUGGUUAUUUAUAAAGGAACGGGAGGCUGGAGCAGGUGGAAGAUCUAUGGAACGCCUGAUGACUUGUGUGUUAAGGCUUAUGAAGAAAUAUAUUCUAUACAAGGAAAUGGUAAUGGACAGCCCUGUGUAUUCCCAUUCAAGUUUGAAUCUAAAUGGUAUGCGGACUGUACCACUGCAGGAGCACAACACGGGGAUCUCUGGUGUUCUACGACAAAGGAUUAUGAUAAGGAUAAGUUGUGGGGAUACUGUCCAAUUAAAACUACAAGACAGGGUUGGUGGACAACAGAUUUCAUCACUGGCUCAGAGUAUCAGGUCAAUGAUAAAUCAGCCCUGACUUGGUACCAAGCCCGGAUAAGCUGUCAUCAACAGAAUGCUGAGUUAUUAAGCAUAACGGAGCUACAUGAGCAAACGUACAUUUCAGGAUUGGUCAGUGCUACAAAAACACCCUUAUGGGUGGGGCUUAAUAGUUUGGACUUAAACGCAGGCUGGAAAUGGAAUGAUGGAAGUCCAUUCCGAUACCUCAACUGGCUUCCAGGAAACCCAUCAGCAGGAGAUGGGAAGAAUUGUGGGUCACUGGAGCCGGAUAAAAAUGCCAAGUGGGAAAACAAAGUGUGCUCUCAAAAGCUGGGAUACGUCUGUGAAAAGGGCAACAUCACCUCCUACAGCCCACCGUCUGACGCUGAGCCCAUCAAUUGUCCACCAAUCUGGAUCCCCUAUGCUGGCUAUUGUUAUUAUCUGUAUAAAGAAGCCAAGGCUUGGCAGGAUGCCAUGGUGUCUUGUAGGAAAGAAGAAGGGGACCUGGCGAGCUUGCACAAUGUUGAGGAGUCCAGCUUUGCUAAUUCAAACUUUGAGAUUGAAGAUGGAAAGAAUGUUUGGCUCGGACUGAACGAUUUAAAGACGGAAAUGCUUUUUGAGUGGAGCGAUGGCACUCCCGUGACUUAUACGGUGUGGCAGAGAGGAGAACCUUCACACGUGGAUAACAGAAAAGAGGACUGUGUCGCUUUAAACACUACGCUUGGUCACUGGUCAGAUCAGGCAUGUGAGAAGAAGCUUCCUUAUAUUUGCAAGAGGAAACCCUUGCCGAUUGAUCACGAGCGAAAGCCCAUUGAUGAGCCCGGCUGCAGUACGGGAUGGAAAAGACAUGGAUUCUAUUGCUACUUCAUAGGUGAAGAAAUGUUCACAUUUCCAGAAGCCAACUCCACUUGCAUUACACGUGCAGCUGUUUUGAUGACGGUGGAAGACAGAUUUGAACAGGCUUAUCUAACAAGUCUGAUCGGGCUGAGACCAGAGAAAUAUUUCUGGACAGGACUCUCAAACAUGGAGGAAAAGGAGACAUUUAGAUGGACCAACAAGGAAAUGGUUUUGUACACUCACUGGGAUGCUGAGAGCCCUGGGAGAAAACAAGGUUGUGUUGUGAUGAAAACUGGAAACAAAGGUGGAUUGUGGGAUGUCAUCAACUGUGAUGAGAAAGCAAAGUUUGUCUGCAAGAAAUGGGCGCAAGGAGUGACACCACCGCCAAUCCCGACAACAACGCCAGAGCCAAAGUGCCCAGAGGGAUGGAGGACAAGCAGCCACAUAAGCUCUUGUUUCCAGUAUUACACAAGACCGGAUGGAGACAAGAAGACAUGGUUGGAGGCCCGGGACUUCUGCCAAACAAUAGGUGGAGAUUUGCUCAGUAUAAACAACAAAGAGGAACAAGAUUUGGUGUUUUCAGCAGUCCUAAAAUUUGGUUCACGGAAAAACGCCUGGAUUGGUCUAGUGAGCAGCGAUCCCGGAGAAGGCAUUAAGUGGUCAGACGGCUCACCUCUAACUUACGAAAAUUGGGCUUAUGGAGAACCCAACAACCGAGGAGGCGUGGAACUGUGUGGAGAGCUUAGACUUCAGUACACACUGCAGUGGAAUGACCAGAACUGCGAAAGUCCAAGGGAUUGGAUCUGUGAGCUAAAAAAAGGUGCAACAUUGAUGCCAGAACCCACAGGUCCACCAUAUGCCGAGUUUAACCUGACCACUGAUGGUUGGCUGAUCAAAGAUGACAAGCAGUAUUAUAUUGGCAAGGAUGAGGUGCCCAUGGAAAAGGCACGAGAUUUUUGCAGGCGUAAUUUUGGUGACUUAGCCACAAUUCAUGAUAAAGGAGAAGGGCAAUUUCUAUGGCGUUAUAUUUUAAGGAACAGGACGAGUGACUCAUAUUACAUUGGCUUGUAUUUAUCUGUGGAUAAAGAAUUUAGAUGGUUGGACGGCUCUCCUGUUGAUUAUGUGAGAUGGGCAGUUAAUGAACCCAGCUUUGCUAACAAUGACGAGAACUGUGUGGAGCUGUAUAAGGACAAUGGACAUUGGAAUGACGUAAACUGUGGUUCUCCAAGCUCAUAUAUUUGUGAAAGAAAAAUCAAAAAUAUCAAUACAACAUUUGCUCCAACUGUCCCUGCACCACGGGGCGGAUGCCCAGCAGAAUGGCUAGCAUUUGGAGGGAAGUGUUAUAAAAUAUUUGGCCAAGAAGAGGAUGAUUUGGUGGACUGGCAGCAUGGAAGGUCAGCAUGUCAACUGUUGAAAGGAAAUCUUGCCAGCAUACAUGAUGACUUGGUACAAGCUUUCCUGACUUACAAUUUAAGAGAUUUUAAAAAACCCGUCUGGAUUGGAUUGAAUGAUAUCAGCUGGGAUAGGAGGUAUCGAUGGACAGAUCAGACUGGAGUGUAUUAUACCAACUGGGCCAAAGGUCAUCCAUCCACUAGCUAUUAUAGAUAUGACAAAACUGACUGUGUGGCUAUGAAAGUUGGUGCAGUAAUCGAUGCUGGGACCUGGACCGAAGAAGACUGCGAACUGAAGAAAGGAUUUAUUUGCCAAAAAUCUGAAGACCCUGCCCUGCCUGUUGUGACAACUGUGGCUACACCAUCAGACCAGUAUAAGUUUGGUGAUGCCAGCUACAAGUUUCAGAAAACGAAGAUGAAGUGGGAUGAAGCACAAAGAACGUGUAAACAAUUGGACUACACGCUUACCAGCAUUUUAGAAGCGUACACGGCUUCCUUUCUAAGAUUGCAACUAGACAGAUUUAAGGAACCUUUCUGGAUUGGACUUUACAGUAAUAAUAAGACGGACAAUCGGUACAAAUGGUCCGAUGGCUGGACACUCCGCCACACCAACUGGGCUUCUCAAGAACCAAAGGAAAAGAGCGGUUGUGUUUAUAUCGAUGUGGACGGCCAGUGGAAGACGGCAUCCUGUGAUGAGAGUUAUGCUUCACUCUGCAAGCAAAGCAGUGUGAUAGCUCCCACCGAAUCCCCUGAAAUACCUGGAAAAUGCCCAAACUCAUCGUCCAUAAGUUGGAUUCCUUUCCGCAGCCAUUGCUAUUUUCUGGAAGCUUCAAUGGAUACCACCUGGGGUCGGGCAUCCAUCAAAUGUCUUCAGUACGGAGGCAAAUUGGUUUCAAUUGAAGAUCAGCAUGAAGCAGAUUUUCUGUUUGAGCAUGCUGCGUUGCUCAGUGACAAAGAACUCUACUUUUGGAUUGGUUUAUAUAAGAAUUUAGAAGAGAAAUGGCUGUGGAUUGAUGGCACUCCAAUGGACUACGUAAACUGGGGUAAGAGAAAUCCAUUUGACCAAUUGUUUGAUUGCGCAUCGAUGCGUGCAAAAAAAGGGACCUGGGACACCGAUUACUGCGAAUACAGCAGAGGAUACAUAUGUAAAACUCCGAAAGUUCCAGAGCCUACAGAAAACACAACCGUUGCAGUUACAGAGAAGCAAACAAAUGAACAGAACAAGCCAACACACGGUGUCGCUGGAGGCGUGGCUAUACUUGUCAUAUUAGUCGUUGCCGGAACAGCCAUUGCAGUCUGCUUGGUGUAUAGGAAGAAGAACAAUAGGGCCCCUCCCCCAGGCAACAGCUUUGACAACUCAUUAUACUUCAGCAGCACCUCUAAUGCCGCAACCCAGGACACCAAUAUACUUGUCAAUAACAUGGAACAAUUAUAACACUAUAUUAUCUACUGCCAUGAACCUAAAUAAUAAUUCUUGGAUAUGUUCUAAUUA
Rana temporaria (common frog) is the source of this 4567-nucleotide messenger RNA. RefSeq names its product macrophage mannose receptor 1-like. Lineage: Eukaryota; Metazoa; Chordata; Amphibia; Anura; Ranidae. The record is from RefSeq and is a predicted model, not a curated record. The transcript is spliced from 30 exons. Gene Ontology annotation, molecular function: signaling receptor activity. Bases 176 to 4510 code for a protein of 1444 amino acids.